Paramuricea clavata is the source of this 953-nucleotide messenger RNA. Lineage: Eukaryota; Metazoa; Cnidaria; Anthozoa; Malacalcyonacea; Plexauridae. The record is from the annotation of a GenBank genome assembly.
AUGAAUACCACAGAAAGAGAACUCCAGCCUGGCUUCAGGAGGAGCCGUAUGACAUCCGUAAAAGGGCCUAGAACUAGAAGUGUUGUAACAUUUAAUCCAACAACUAUCAGCCCAGGUGAAGAGCUGUACAUUAACAUCCCAAAGCUAAAGCCUGAUUCUUGUUUAGUCCCAGGAUCACUUGCACUAUUAUUUGACUUCAAAAAUUCCAAUACAAAAAGCCACUUUAAUAAUAACCUGUCUAAGUUAAUAGCUAAACGUCUUCAGAUUAAAGUAGCAGGUGAAACAGCUUAUGACUGUUCAGGAGAGAGUUUGUACGAAAUAUACAAAGAUCUAUGGCUAACACUAGGCGACAGGAAUAAGAUGACAGAACAGGGUCUCGCAAGUGAGAAUCUCAGGAAGUUAAUAUCAGGUGAUGACUCAGGUGUAAAAGUUGGUGAUGCCAAUAAAGUAGCAGAUGGACUUCUCCAGAGUGUGUACGGUUCUAAGCUGAAAAAACCAAUUGAUAAAAUAAUUGCAGACCAUGGACUUUACACACCGUUCUCCAUGAAUAACAAUCCUAUGUACAUCCUCACACUCCCACAAUCAGAUGAAAUUAUGACUGCCCAAGGAGGUGAAGCUAAGGGUAAUUAUAAACUUGAUAACCUCGAGUUAGAAUAUGAGACCAUUGAGAAUGACGCCCUUGCAAGUGAAGUAUCAAGGAUGUAUUCAACAGGCCGCUCACUGUCCUACAAACACGUCACUCUUAUGCGUACAAGUAAUUGGGACAAAGAUCUUACCAUUGUCAAUGAAAACAUUAAUAUCCCCAGGAAGAGCAUGUCAGCAAUUGUCCUCUUAUUUACCAAUAGAGUGAGAACUGAUAGUGAAGAAUAUAUUUACCCAAACAUUGAUAAGGUGAACCUGACCAUUGAAGGUGUGCCUAAUGCAGUUUUCUCCCAAGGACUUCAUAAAAAUAG